Messenger RNA from Arctia plantaginis, 3900 nucleotides. Lineage: Eukaryota; Metazoa; Arthropoda; Insecta; Lepidoptera; Erebidae. The record is from the annotation of a GenBank genome assembly.
AUGGCGCCUGCACACCACCUGUUGGAGCCCUCGGCUUCCAUCAAGUCGGAGACCAAACCGCAGCUGAAAGGGCCGAGGACUGUGGGAUCCAGUGUUUCAGAUUCCAUAUCGCUGUCUUCGCCAGUAGCGUGUACGACACCUAAAGAUGCCGAAGGUCUUCCAAUGCCAGCGUCCAUACAGACGUUACCGGAGGAACACAGGAAUUGUCUUCUGGGCAAGGUGCCGGGGUUGAAAACCAGGAGGCGGCGGGCCAUGUUGAUCUACGUCUGCGCUGCCGAUUCACAAGACUGCUGCGCGGAGAAAGGGGCUCUCCAGUGCGGAGCGGCGGCUCGCCUACGGGCGCGAGCACGGAGGCGCGGCUGGCGCGUGCACGUGGCCGACCUCCACUGGCGCUCGCCUCUCGAGCAACAGCGAGACCACAGGUUCCCCGUGUUGUGCAUCGCGGAGUUGGCACGUCAGUCCGAGUUGGGUGCAGUGGUGCCAGUACUAUUCCUGAACUCGGGUUUAGGCACGCCUUUACUGCCACACACUCUGGAGUGCGCCGACUUCAAAGCCGCGCUGGAAGCGGCUGAUGACGAAAGUGAUAAAGCGUUGUUGAAUAAAUGGUACAGUCUAGACUGUAGCAGGACCCCGCCAUGUUACCGCCUCGUCCGAGGAGCCCCCGCGCGCUGGCGUCGCGAGAUGGCCAAGACCCUGAACGUACUCGUUCGCACGUUGCCACAAGAAGCCUGUGACGCGUACCUCACUACCGUCGUAGAACAGGAGGUGCAGCACACGGUGCUGAUGAGCGUGGAGGCGGCGCGGCGCUGCGUGUGGGUGUGCCGCGCGGGGGGGGCGCCGCCAGACCCGCCCGACGCGCCCGACGCCGCGCACCACCAGGAGUUGCAGCGCCGGCUUAAUAACCUGCAGAAGGAUCUUAAGCAACACUUAAGCGAACGCAACGUAAUCCGUGCAAGUAUUCGCGGUCGAUCCGCGCCGGGAGGAGAGGACGAGUACACGGAGGGCGUAAGUGCAGCACUCGGUGAACGGCUCGAAUCUCUACUGGACACGCUCAUCGCUGAAAACGAUAUAUCUGCGGGAUGCAAUGGGAUACCUACCAGUUUGUUCGACGAGGUGAAUGAACAUCUAACAUUUUGUCAGAAAGCUGCACAAUGUACAUCUAACAGAGAAAUAACGCUUAACGAACUUAAGACAUACAUAACAGGUGAGAGCACUGUUCCGUUAGCCUUGAUCGGAGGUGCAGGCUGUGGUAAAGCGACGCUAGUAGCAAGAGCUGUCACUCUUGCGCAUACAUACCAACCGGACCUUGCUGUUAUUGUCAGGUUCGUAGGUCUAACUCCUCAGUCCAGUAGUUCUCACCAGUUGCUCAAGUCUAUCGUGGAUCAAUGUCACGUGUUACUUACUGGGACAGUUUACAGAGGUCGAAACGACGUGUGGUCGCUGUCGCGCGCGCUGGGCGCGCUGCUGGGCGGCGUGGGGCGCGCGCGCGGGGCGCUGCUGUGCGUGGUGGGCGCCGACGCGCUGCGCGCCGCGCGCUGGCUGCCCGAGCGCCUGCCGCACAACGUCAAGAUGAUCGUCACCGUCACCGAAGAAAAAGACGAACCGUCGAGUUCAGCGAUCAUGGCGGUUCUCUCGUCGGAGGACGGUCCGAAAGUAGUGAGGGCACCGCCCGUGGGCCCCGAGGAAGCCAAGGCAGUGCUGACCGCCUGCGCGGCCACGUACAGUAAGACUGGAGCAGCUUCACCGCCAGAAUCCGCCGUGAAGGCUGUACAGAAGUGUACUUUACCUCUCUAUGCUAAGAUCUUAGCGUGGCAAAUCUCACUAUCAGCAGAGACCUUCACCGAAUUGACGGAACCAGAAACAACUCCAGAGUUAGUUAUCUGCGAAGACCUGGAAGGUCAGCUGAUACAGAUUUUAAUCACCACGGAAGCCGCGUUAGGGGUUGACAGAGUGAAAACAUGUCUAGCGUUACUGACAGCAUCCAGAAGAGGAUUGGACGAUACGGAGAUUCUGGAUAUCUUAGCACAUGAUGAGCUGUUCAGAAGUGAGGAAACUUAUUUGCCGUGGGCGCCGGCGUCGCUGGUGUGGCCGCAGCUGGCGGCGCUGCUGGCGCCCUGGCUGCGCUGGGACGCGCGGGGGGCGGCGCGCUGGCGGGACGCCGCGCUCGCCACCGCCGCCGCCGACCGCUACCUGCCCGACACCGGCGCGCCCGUGCGCCGCUGCCUCGUCGACUACUACGAGGGCAAGUGGUACGUAGAAAACGACCCCAAGAUGGCUGGCCGUCUUUUACCUCAGGGGAAUAAGUUUUCUGAGGAAUGCUAUAACACAAGAAAACUCGAUGAGCUCCCAUUCCAACACUACCACAUAUACAAAGACGAGCCUGAGACCUUCGCGAAUAUGCCAUACUUCACAAAGCUGGACUGGAUACAUGCCAAACUGGCCGCCACAGACACCUGCUUUUUCCUCGAAGACAUAGCCUUAGUUCAUAUAGAUCCACUACCAGAACACAUAGAGAUACUGAAAGACCUCUUUGAAACACAUUCUUACGCUCUAGAUUAUGACCAUAGACAAUUCUAUGGGUUAUUGCGAAUGACGAUGGAAAAAAGACAGCGGGAUGGACUAACAAUAAAAAGUCAAAUCGUUGAAGAUUGGAUGAAGGAGAUCCACAAUCCUCCUGUACCUACGUUCUAUCCGGAAAAUGACGGCUUCUGGAAGCUUCUAGAUGUAAAAGAGAAGAGAGAGUUUUCCAUGGGGGAUGGAUUUGAUACGAAGACGUAUGACUUGAUAGUUAGGUUCGAUAGUCGAAGUAAAUUUCUGGCCACUGUUUCUACUGAAAGAGAAGAGAUUUGUGUUUGGGAUGUUACUAAGUACAAGUUAGUUCGGAAACUGGUUGGAGUGACGCAUCCCAUCAACUUGGUGCCUAUCGACGAGUACAAAUGCGUGGUGCUCUGUCGCAGAGAACUGAGGGUGUACAACCUUGAUCAGGGCACAUUCCUAGUGGCGUUGAAAGGCGUCAUGAACCAGAAGAUGCCGUACUACGGUCUCCACGACCCUAAACAUCUAGUUGCCUUAUCCAGAAACAGGAUGUAUGUCAAUCUGAUGAAUAUUGAGACUGGUGAUUGCGUGACAACUUUUAAAGCUGGCGAGGACAGGUUUCUGAAUUCAUUGCUAGUGUCUGGCGAUGGGAGAGUGCUGGUAUGCGGAGACGAGACGCAAAAACCUUUUCCCCUAUUGGUGUGGUCUCUGACAUCGCGCAAGCUGCUGUACGACCUUCGAAUUCCACAUCACGACUUUAUCACGUCGAAGGCUGCUAUCACUUAUGAAGGUUCCUACGUGUGCGUAGUAUCAAGAGAGCUUGACGAACCGAGUCCAAACUUCAUCGUAGUGUACGACCUGCAGUCAGGGACGCUGUUCAAGAAGUGGAAGCCUGGCUGCGACACCGUGGCGUUGGCCAUCAGCUCGGUGGACGGCUGUGUGGUAUCCGGACUUGCUGAUACGAGGAUAUUAGUGUGGGAUCUUGUUACAGGUAAUUGUCGAUUGACUCUGUGUGGCCACGUGGCAGCGCCGUCGCUUCUGCGGCUGACCAAAUCAGGAGGGGUGCUCUUAUCUACCGAUGACACCUGCAAAGAUAUUUCUGUCAGACUAUGGGACCUGCACACGGGUAAACUCAUAGCAGUGUACACUCCACCGGAACGAAUCACAUCGUGCGAGGUCCUCCUGGGAGGAUCGGUCCUCGCCCUCGCUUUAGAGAACUACAAAGACAUCCUAUGCGUUAAACUGUACGGACCUGCCGUAGAGUCUGUGAGUAACGGCAAGGAGGUCGAAUAUGACGCCCGAGCGUACGGAGACGAAACCUUAGAAGGGAAAACCUUCGAUGUCAAGGGUCAAGAAAGCUCAUAG